Messenger RNA from Racocetra persica, 1284 nucleotides. The record is from the annotation of a GenBank genome assembly. NCBI's taxonomy places the organism in Eukaryota, Fungi, Glomeromycota, Glomeromycetes, Diversisporales, Gigasporaceae.
ACCGUGUGCAAAGCGCAGAAUGUGCUUUGAAAAUAUUAAAUAGGAAAAAAAAAGAGAAUGAAGAAAAUUUUCGCAAGAAUGAUAAUUAUAAAGCCUUCCAUAAAUUUGCAAUAGUAUUGCAAAAGAUCAAGAAAUUUAUCAUGGAUGUUGGUCAGCUUUUAACAUUUAGAGGAAUUUUCGAAGCAGAUAAGAAGGAACAUGCUAAAAGUAUUGAAGAACUUCAAAAAUUACAAAUAGAUUUCAAUACAAAUGUGGUUUCAGAAAAGCUUAAAAAGUUGACUGACGAAUUUGACAAUGUGAUGGACAGUUUGCAAUUUGCUAACAUUCCAUUCAGUAAGAAACAAUCGGAAACCCCAGAGAAUAGCGUAGAUAUCGAGCUUGGUGAAAUGGUGAAGUUUUUAAAUGAAAUUGAAAAUUUUUUUGACAAAAACAGCCAAGCCCUUAAAGAAUUGCUAGUUAUAAAUGAUAACGAUAAAAUUAGGAAUGAAAUUGAACCACCACAAAUUAAUUCGAGAGAAUUAAAAGAACUGAAUGAAUCGAAUAGUCUUCAACCGGAUAAUAGACAAGGAAUAUUUAGGAAAUUUGUACCAUCAAAAAAUAAAGGUGUUGAUCAAGGUAAAAUCAUUAAGAGACGUUAUAGAAACGAUGUUGUUGUUUGUCUUAAAAAAUGUUCAAAGGAUGAUCUUCGACAAUUGAAGAUCCGGGAAAGACUGAACAAGUUGCCAAGCAUUCUUCAAUUUUAUGGCACUUAUUCCGAAUAUAUGGUUCUUGAAUUUGCCGAACGAGAGAGUUUAGAAGAAAUUAUUAAUGGAUCUCGUGGUAUCCCGUGGCAAAUAAAAAUACUUAUUGCUCUUGAAAUUUGUCGUGGCAUCAUAUUCUUACAUAGUGUUAGGACAUUUCAUUAUGACAUCAGAUGCAAAAAUAUAAUGAUAACGGACAAAUUGAUGCCAAAAAUUACAAAUUUCCAAUGUGAAGGAUCUGAAAGAGAGUUUAAUUGGAUGGCUCCAGAAUCCCAAGAAAACAAUAACCAAGAAUUGGAAAUUCAAAAAGAAUUAGAAGUUAUUAUUAAAAAAACAUGGCACCAUGAACCUGAAAUGCGGAUCAGCAUUUCUGAACUAUUUUUGGGGUUAUCAGAAUUGAAUAAGAAAUAUCCUAACGAAAUCAAAGACCUUCCUGAUAAGAAAGAAAAUAUCAAAGAAGGAGAUAAAUCUAAAGAAAAUUCUUCACUUAAGUUGGUUACGCAACUUGAAGAGGGAAUAAAACUUAUUAAUAGUGAUAGUGAUA